ACGAAUGCCUCCGUGUACAUAUAAAGGUGGCGCUUGGAAAAAAAAAGUUGUGAGAGGAGUCACUUGUCCGUCGACCUGCGGUGCGUCCCGAAGUCAACACAUCGGCGGUUUGAACGAGAGCAGCAGCAGCAGCAGCAGCAGCCCCGGACCCACCGCUCGUCUCCACCAGGCUCCAGGAGCGAGAAGACGAUCUGCCCUUCUCCCGGACUGUCGAGUUGGCCGAGAUGUUUCAAAUUAAAAGGAUCUGUUGCAUUGGUGCUGGAUACGUAGGAGGCCCGACGUGCAGUGUGAUUGCACACAUGUGUCCAGAGAUCACGGUGACAGUUGUGGACGUCAAUGAGUCCCGCAUCAAAGCCUGGAACUCAGACACUCUGCCAAUUUAUGAGCCGGGUCUGAAAGAGGUGGUUGAAUCAUGCAGGGGAAUAAAUUUGUUUUUCUCUACGGACAUUGACUCAGCGAUCCGGGAAGCUGACCUCGUCUUUAUCUCUGUUAACACCCCAACAAAGACCUACGGGAUGGGAAAAGGUCGUGCGGCUGACCUCAAGUUCAUCGAGGCGUGUGCUCGGCGAAUUGUGGAGGUGUCUGACGGCUACAAGAUUGUAACGGAGAAGAGCACAGUCCCAGUUCGAGCUGCUGAGAGCAUUCGAAGGAUAUUUGAUGCCAACACCAAGCCCAGCCUAAACCUACAUGUGUUGUCCAACCCAGAGUUCCUUGCAGAAGGAACUGCGGUGAAGGAUCUGAAGGAGCCAGACCGCGUCCUGAUUGGUGGAGAUGAAACCGCCGAAGGUCAAAGAGCGAUCCGAGCGCUGUGUGCUGUGUAUGAACACUGGGUUCCCAAAGCGAGAAUCAUCACCACCAACACAUGGUCGUCCGAGCUGUCCAAACUGGCAGCCAAUGCGUUCCUGGCGCAGCGAAUCAGCAGCAUCAACAGUAUCAGUGCUCUGUGUGAAGCCACCGGAGCUGAUGUGGAGGAGGUUGCCAAGGCGAUUGGCAUGGACCAGAGAAUAGGCAGCAAGUUUCUCAAAGCCAGCAUAGGUUUUGGUGGAAGCUGUUUCCAGAAGGACGUGCUGAACCUGGUUUAUCUGUGCGAGGCCCUCAACCUGCCUGAGGUUGCCUCCUAUUGGCAGCAGGUGAUUGACAUGAAUGAAUACCAGAGGCGGCGUUUUGCCUGCAGGAUUAUCGACUGCCUCUUCAACACCGUCACUGGCAAAAAGAUUGCUCUGCUUGGCUUCUCCUUCAAAAAAGACACCGGUGACACAAGGGAGUCGUCCAGUAUCUACAUCUCUAAGUAUCUGAUGGAUGAGGGAGCCAAGCUGUUCAUCUACGACCCCAAAGUUCUUAAAGAACAAAUCAUUCAUGACCUCUCCCAGCCCAACAUCUCAGAGGACAACCCAGAAAGAGUGUCAGAGCUGGUGACUGUGACCUCUGACCCGUAUGAAGCUUGCCAAAGUGCACAUGCAUUGGUCAUCUGUACUGAAUGGGACAUGUUUAAGGAACUGGACUAUGAGAAGAUCUACAAGAAGAUGCUGAAGCCAGCUUUUAUAUUUGAUGGUCGCAGAGUGCUGGACCACCUCCACCCUCACCUCCAGAACAUCGGCUUCCAGAUUGAGACCAUCGGUAAGAAGGUGACUGCGACAAGACUCCCCUACAGCGCAGCAGCCGUCUGUCCUCGCAUCGGUGGCACUGAACCUCCCCCCAAGAAAGCCAAAGUCUAAAAUCUCACACUCACGCACAAGCAGCCACACCCCCCAUUCUCUCGCAACCUUUUUAAUUGCUGGUGAAACGUCGUUCACCUCUCUGUUGCUGGUACACGUCUGCUAUUUAAAAAGACCAAACAAUGCGACUAAUUGCUCCCCUGCAGUGGUUUGGACUAGAGCUUAGCUAAAACCUUCAGUCCAGACUCUUUCAGUGGGAAUUCAUUCCAAACACACAUCAUUUAUGCAUUUCCAUGUUAAACAGUGUUUGUAAACCAAACAUUUCAGUGCAGUUCGCACAUGGUCUUCAGUUUCAAAUUAACACUUUCAGUGAGUCUACUUUCUUUUACUAUUAACUGUAUAAUCUAGUAUUUGUUGCUAAAUUGCAAAACUUUUAUACUAUUUUUAAAAAAUAUUUUUAUAAAUCAUCUUACUGUAUGUUAACUAGUAUGCGUCCUCUGUAUCAGUGACUGUUCACUAAAAAGGGCCAAUGCAAUAAAAUGAGAUGUGUGUCCUUAA
Scophthalmus maximus (turbot) is the source of this 2213-nucleotide messenger RNA. It is a transcript of the gene ugdh, whose product is annotated as UDP-glucose 6-dehydrogenase. The record is from RefSeq and is a predicted model, not a curated record. Gene Ontology annotation, molecular function: NAD binding; UDP-glucose 6-dehydrogenase activity. The transcript has 12 exons. Gene Ontology annotation, cellular component: cytosol; nucleus. Lineage: Eukaryota; Metazoa; Chordata; Actinopteri; Pleuronectiformes; Scophthalmidae. The coding region runs from base 225 to 1715 and encodes 496 amino acids. Gene Ontology annotation, biological process: glycosaminoglycan biosynthetic process.